GCUGCUCGCAGUUCCCCUACGAACCAGCGUCGGGCCGAUUUCGAUAGGUCGCCACGGCGUCGCUCUUCCUCGUCGGGGCCGUCGCUGCGGUGGUCGUGCGGCGAGCCCCACCCUCUGCACGCCCCGCUGUGACCAUGUCUGCCACAGCUGCCGUUUCCACCCGCGCUGGCCUCGGCUGCGCUUCGGCUGAGGAGGCGGCCUACACUCUCGACGGCGGCUACGCGCUUGAGCCCAACGCGGACGGCACUGGCGGCUGGCUCGCUCACCGCGCGAGCCUUGACUUGCCCAGUUCUGGCGCUGGCGACGACUGGCUCCCUCGCGACAUGCUCGAGGCAGCGCGCGACUUUCGUCCCGCGGGUGCCAAGCUGGCGCACGCGCCUCGCGUGCUUGUCUUGUACGGCUCCCUGCGCGAGAGCUCCUUCAGCCGGCGGCUCGCCCACGAGUGCGCGCGGCUGCUCGAGGCGAUGGGCGCCGACGUGCGCGUCUUCAGCCCGCAGGGCCUCCCGGUGCGCGACCCGUCGCUGGAGGACCACCCAAAGGUCAAGGAGCUGCGCGCGCUGUCGCUCUGGUCGGAGGCGCACGUGUGGGUCUCGCCCGAGAUGCACGGCACCAUCACCGGCGUCUUCAAGAACCAGAUCGACUGGCUCCCCCUCAACACGGGAAGCGUGCGGCCGACGCAGGGCCGCACCGCCGCAGUGCUGCAGGUGAACGGCGGCUCGCAGUCCUUCAACGCCGUCAACGAGCUGCGCCGGCUCGCGCGUUGGAUGAGAAUGCCCUGCACCACCAACCAGUCUUCGGUGGCAAAGGCGUGGCAGGAAUUUGACGAGGCAGGCCGCAUGAAGCCGGGCCCGUUCCGUGAGCGGGUGGUGGACGUUAUGGAGGAGCACAUUAAGUUUACGCGGCUGAUGCGCGAACGCCGAGCCGACUUCCCCGUCGAUCGCGAGAUGACCGCGAGAUGACCCGAGAUCGCCCGAGAUUAGGCGCGAGCACGCCGACUUCCUCGUCGAUCGGUACUCGGAGCGGAAAGAGAUUGCAGACAAGGGCAAGCUGCUCACUCAAGCGGAGAAGGAGGGCGCCGAGCUCAUCGAGAGCAAGAAGCCGUGAGGGCGCGCGCGGCGAUAUGUGUUUUGUGAUUUGUGAGCGAGCGUUGGCGUACACUGUCGCCGCCGGCACGAGUGGCGAGUGCGGUACCACCUCCCGUCAAGAGAGAGCCAAG
Messenger RNA from Emiliania huxleyi CCMP1516, 1216 nucleotides. RefSeq lists its product as hypothetical. The coding region runs from base 135 to 959 and encodes 274 amino acids. Gene Ontology annotation, molecular function: oxidoreductase activity. The transcript has 10 exons. The record is from RefSeq and is a predicted model, not a curated record. Lineage: Eukaryota; Haptophyta; Isochrysidales; Noelaerhabdaceae.